Molecule: messenger RNA, 13767 nt
Organism: Oncorhynchus nerka (sockeye salmon)
Lineage: Eukaryota; Metazoa; Chordata; Actinopteri; Salmoniformes; Salmonidae
Product: tetraspanin-12-like
Exons: 7
Coding region: 714-1649 (311 amino acids)
Cellular component (GO): plasma membrane
Source: RefSeq, a predicted model, not a curated record
GUUUUGGCCACUCAAACAUGGAAAAGUUUAACUGACAGCGCAUAACUAACUCGGCACUCUGAAUUGGACGAUAGGUAGGCUAGGCCUAUCAUACCGCCACCAGGGAAUUGUUUUUGUGGAGAGAUCGAUUUUGGGAAUCAGUGUCUACGUGCGCAACUGAAGUUUUAUUUGAUUUGUUUUGAUUUAGACUGCUGUGCAAUAGUAUGAUUUUUAGUGUUUGACGUUUGCUCUGGGAGUCAAAGGAGUGCUGAACAUUAAUAAUUUAACCAAAUGGAUUAUGUUCAUUUGGCGCAAAAGCCCUUAUAAGAAGUUGUUUUGUUGUAAUGUUCUGGAUAUGUUUUCGCAGUAUACCUUGCUAAGUGAGUGAUGAUUGAUUUGGAUAUGUCAGCACCGCUGAGCGCUCAUCCACACACUCCAUCAUUCCUGGACUGGGGAAAGUAAGAAACCACCUGUUGUGAAUGCUUUCUGGAACUUACCACGGAUCUACGGCGGCUGCUAAAACAAGACAUUGGAAAGUUGCGCGCAGAACGCACAGAGACAUGUAAACCCGGUAUGUCUUACACGGAACACUGAGAACUCGUUUUGUAUUCAUGGGACAGACUAAUGAUCCCAAUUGAAUUGAAUUAUAUUCAUUUUAGUUAAUGAUGUUGCCAUGGUGGCGUGGGUUAGGAUGAGGAGUCCUGUCUUGGCCACCGAUUGCUGUUGCGCUCAGAAUGGCUCGCGAGGACGCGGUGAGGUGCCUGCGCUGCCUGCUCUACGCGAUCAAUUUACUCUUCUGGCUCAUGUCAAUAUGUGUCCUGGGGGUGGCUGCUUGGCUCAGGGACUACCUGAACACUGUACUCACCUUGGCGGCCCACACCAGGCUGGAGGAAGCAGCAGUUCUCACGUAUUCUCCGGCUGUCCAUCCCGUCAUCAUUGCAGUGUGUUGUUUUCUUAUCAUUGUGGCCAUGGUGGGCUACUGCGGCACACUGAAAUGCAACCUUCUACUCCUGUCCUGGUACUUUGGCAGUCUGUUGGUGAUCUUCUGUGUAGAGUUGGCCAGUGGGGUGUGGACGUAUGAUGAGCCCUCAGUUCAGAGGUCAGAUAUGAUCAGUCUGAAGUCCAGGAUGCCCAACUAUGGCCUGCAGCGUUACCAGUGGCUAACACACACCUGGAACACCUUCCAGACUGAGUUUAAGUGCUGCGGGGUCAUCUAUUUCACCGAUUGGCUGGAGAUGACAGAGAUGGAAUGGCCACCAGACUCCUGCUGCUCCAAUCAGUAUCCAGGAUGUGCUCGCCACGCCCAUUACCGUGACCUCAGUGACCUUCACCAAGAGGGCUGCGGGCCGAAGAUCUACAGUUUCAUCCGGGGGACUAAGCAACUGCAGGUGCUGCGGUUCCUGGGUGUGUCUAUAGGAGUGGCCCAGAUUCUGGCCAUGACCCUGACCCUAACCCUGCUCUGGGCCCUCUACUACGACCGCAAGCCCCCUGAGCCCACCCCGCCCGAACCCCCCACAGGAACCGACCCUGGACCUCUAACCAUCACCCACCCACCCCAAGGGGAGGCUCCUAAAUCGGGUAACACUCGCCCGGCUGAGGCCUGGUCCAAUACUGCGACCACAUCUAACGGACAUGGACACACCCAGUUUGAGAUGGAGACACUGUCCUAGCAGGGGGGGGAUACACUGUCCACCCAUCUGCGCCUCACACCACCGCUCACCCCUACUUCACAGACACUGGAAGAGGGAAAGAAUAAGGGGAUGAGAAGAAAGUGUGAGACUGGAUAGGGGGAGAGAGGGGGGAGAGAAAAACGAGUGUAGGAGACAUGAGAGAGAUUGGGCACAGUUGCAGGAGAGUGAAUACCCCCCAUACCCCCCCUCUCUUUCCCGUUGGACAACAUGACAAUGACAUACUGGACUGUGGGACUUUGCAGGACUAUUUUGUCACAGCUGGGAUUGGAAAUUGUCAGAGAAACGAAAUAACUAUAAGCCGAGGCUUGCUCCUUUAGUGUCACCACUAUCCGGUAGUGAGGAGGGGAGGGAAUCGUUGUAGUUUCCCCAACUUCCCUCCUCCUCGUUGGGAAUGUUUGGGAAUAUCACCACUAGCACUGACUGGAUGAAACCUGUUCAGCAAAGACUGCUGUAAGGACAUGUCAACUCUUCAUCUCACUCAAAACACACUGAACCAAGGAAAUUGAGUUUAUCUGGAUAUUUGGAAAUAUCAUAUGUCUUAAUUUGACAGACCUGUUGGAAUCCACAAGAACCACUCAGCCAUAUUCAUGAGUGUUUGUGCAGCAGUCAGAGUGUAUUAUCGUUGUCUACUAUAAACGGAACAUGAUGUUGGCUAUUUAUCUCUGGCUCUGUGAGAAUAAUGCAUUUCAGCUCAAACUAUAAUCUGUGCAUUUGAUCAUUUCAGAGGGGUUGUGAAAUAUACUGUGUGUUUGCCAAGGAAUAUUAACACAACCAAGCGUUUGUUCUCUGAUACAGAUCACUGUCAGCAUGACACUCUUAGGGAUGAAAAAUAAAAUGUUCUUUCAUCGCCACACAAAACAAAUCAAAUGUAUUUAUAUAGCCCUUCGUACAUCAGCUGAUAUCUCAACGUGCUGUACAGAAACCCAGCCUAAAACCCCAAACAGCAAGCAAUGCAGGUGUAGAAGCACGGUGGCUAGGAAAAACUCCUAGAAAGGUCCAAACCUAGGAAGAAACCUAGAGAGAAACCAGGCUAUGAGGGGUGGCCAGUCCUCUUCUGGCUGUGCCGGGUGGAGAUUAUAACAGAACAUGGCCAAGAUGUUCAAAUGUUCAUAAAUGACCAGCAUGGUCAAAUAAUAAUAAUCACAGUAGUUGUCGAGGGUGCAGCAAGUCAGCACAUCAGUACGUAUCAUACAUUUGAAGUGAACAGAAUUCAUUCUGGGAGAACUAUUAGAAUGAUAUGUGGGAGAGUAUGGUCUUUCAUUUUGAAAUAACAUACCAUGCUUUCAGUGGAGGCUGCUGAGGGGAGGACGACUCAUAAUAAUAUCUGUAAUGGAGCAAAUGGAAACCAUGUUUCGUUUCUGUGACAAUUUCCAAUCCCAGCUGUUACAAAAUAGUCCUAAAAAGUCCCACAUAGAAACCAUGUGUUUGAUACCAUUCCACUCAUUCUGCUACAGCCAUUACCAUGAGCCCUUCCUCCGUAAUUAAGGUGCUAUUGAUAAUCCAUAGUAUUUAUAGCUAGAAGGGCAGUCGGUAAACUGCAGCUGUCACCACCUACUGAAUGUCAGAAACAUCCCCUAAGAUCCUUUAAGUCACUGGUGAUUAUAUUUUGUGUUUGCCCUCUAUCUAUGUGUCCCCUUGCAGUGUGUCCCCUUGCUGUGUGUCUCCUUGCAGUGUGUCCCCUUGCAGUGUGUCUCCUUGCAGUGUGUCUCCUUGCAGUGUGUCCCCUUGCUGUGUGUCCCCUUGCAGUGUGUCUCCUUGCUGUGUGUCUCCUUGCAGUGUGUCCCCUUGCAGUGUGUCCCCUUGCUGUGUGUUCCCUUGCAGUGUGUCCCUUGCAGUGUGUCCCCUCGCAGUGUGUCCCCUUGCUGUGUGUCCCCUUGCAGUGUGUCCCCUCGCAGUUUGUCCCCUCGCUGUGUGUCCCCUUGCAGUGUGUCCCCUUGCUGUGUGUCCCCUUGCAGUGUGUCCCCUCGCUGUGUGUCCCCUUGCAGUGUGUCCCCUUGUUGUGUGUCCCCUUGUUGUGUGUCCCCUUGCAGUGUGUCCCCUUGCUGUGUGUCCCCUUGCAGUGUGUCCCCUUGCAGUGUGUCCCCUCGCUGUGUGUCCCCUUGCAGUGUGUCUCCUUGCUGUGUGUCCCCUUCAAGUCCCUCAUCAAAGGACUCUGGUCAUCCAUGGCUUUCAGCAAGGAUGCUCCAGAGGUGUUACGCUUAAAUGCUGCUGGUCCCAACCUAAGGGUUCCUGGGGGACAGAGACGUACUGUAUGGGCAGGGUGAAAGAAGGUUGCAGAGUCCCCUUUCAAAGUAUACCCUUCAUUGGAGAAGCAUAGGCCGAUCCCAUAACUUUUGGCCAUUUACUCCUUACUGAUGCACUAAAAGUAGAAGCGAGGAUUAGAAAGGUAUCAGCAAUAUGGUUCCAGCUACACCUAGCCCUCCAGGUUGGCAGCUUUCUGACAGUUUCACUCAUUUCAGAUCAGCAAGGACAAACCUGAAAGUGUGUAUGGAAGUGGUUAUGGGUUGGUUCAAGGUCUCAGAGAGACAGACGAUUGGGCCAGUGUAUAUUGAGUAACAACUUUAACUUAGACAUUUUUGAUGGAGGGGGAGAAAGUGCCUGUUUAAAAGAAGAGGAGGAUGGAUGGAAGGCCCCUCUGUCUCUCUCUCUCUCCCUCCCUCCUUCUCCUCCCUCCUUCCCUCGCUCUGUUUGCUGCUUGACAAUGUGAAGAUAUGAUUUAUGGAAGAGGGAAAGGCGUGUAGCCCCGCUGUCACAGUGGGUUACAAAAGACAUAUUGUUUUCUUGCUGGUCGCUCUCUCUCCCCUCCUCUCUGCCUCCUACAUCAAUUCACUUAUUAAUCCUGGUGGGAUACGUCUGUGUGUCUGUGUGUGUGUGUCUGUGAGUGUGUGUGUCUGUAUGUGUUGCUGUGUGAGAGAGAGAGAAACAGUGUGGUGUACAGACAGUAAGCCUCUUCAUUCCUCUUGUUUAGCACAUACAGAACCAAUCAAAAGUUUAGACACACCGACUAAUUCCAGUGUUUUUCUUUAUUUUUACUAUUGUCUACAUUGUAGAAUAAUAGUGAAGACAUCAAAACUAUGAAAUAACACAUAUGGAAUCAUGUAGCAAAUUGAAAUAUAUUUUAAACUCUUCAAAGUAGCCACCCUUGGCCUUGAUGACAGCUUUGCACAUUCUUGGCAUUCUCUCAACCAGCUUCAUGAGGAAUGCUUUUCCAACAGCCUCGAAGGAGUUCCCACAUAUGCUGAGCACAUGUUGGCUGCUUUUCCUUCCCUCUGCGGUCCAACUCAUCCCAAACCAUCUCAAUUGGGUUGAGGUCGGAGGAUUGUGGAGGCCAGGACAUCUGAUGCAGCACUCCAUCACUCUCCUUCUUGGUCAAAUAGCCCUUAAACAGCCUGGAGGUGUGCUGGGUCAUUGUCCUGUUAAAAAUCAAAUGAUAGUCCCACUAAGCGCAAACCAGAUGGGAUGGUGUAUCGCUGCAGAAUGCUGUGGUAGCCAUGCUGGUUAAGUGUGCCUUCAAUUCUAAAUAAAUCACUGUCACCAGCUAAGCACCCCCACUCCAUCACAUCUCCUCCUCCAUGCUUCACGGUGGGAACUACACACGCAGAGAUCAUCAGUUCACCUACUCUGCGUCUCACAAAGACACAACAGUUGGAACCAAAAAUCUCACAUUUGGACUCAUCAGACCAAAGGCCAGAUUUCUACCAGUCUAAUGUUCAUUGCUCGUGAUUUGUGGCCCAAGCAAGUCUCUUCUUAUUAUUGGUGUCCUUUAGUAGUGGUUUCUUUGCUGCAAAUCGACCAUAAAGGCCUGAUUCAUGCAGUCUCCUCUGAACAGUUGAUGUUGAGAUGUGUCUGUUACUUGAACUCUGUGAAGUAAUUAUUUGGGCUGCAAUUUCUGAGGCUGGUAACUCUAAUGAACUCAUCCUCUGCAGCAGAGGUAACUCUGGGUCUUCCUUUCCUGUGGCGGCCGUCACGAGAGCCAGUUUCAUCAUAGCGCUUGAUGGUUUUUGAGACUACUUGAAGACUGCACAUUGACUGACCUUCAUGUCUUAAAGUAAUGAUGGACUGUUGUUUCCUUUUGCUUAUUUGAGCUGUUCUUGCCAUAAUAUAGACUUGGUAUUUUACCAAAUAGGGCUAUCUUCUGUAUACCAGCCCUACCUUGUCACACAAUUUGAUUGGCUCAAAUGCAUUAAGAAGGAAAGAAAUUCCACAAAUUAACUUUUAACAAGGCACAUCUGUUAAUUGAAAUGCAUUCCAGGUGACUUCCUCUUGAAGCUGGUUGAGAGAAUGCUAAGAGUGUGCAAAGCUGUCAUCAAGGAAAAGGGUGGCUACUUUGAAGAAUCUCAAAUAAAAAAUCUAUUUUGAUUUGUUUAACACUUUUUUUGGUUACUACAUGAUUCCAUGUGUGCAUUCUUAGUUUUGGUGUCUUCACUAUUAUUCUACAAUGUAGAAAAUAGUAAAAAUAAAGAAAAACCCUGGAAUUGGUAGGUGUGUCCAAACUUUUGAUUGAUACUGCAGAUAUAUCAGGCCAACAUCCCUUUCCCUCUGUUCUUAGUCUCUGUCUAAUUGAUACAGAUCUAUGAUAUUUUGCUCUCUGGAUUUAGUUUUGAGUAACAAUAGAGAAGUCAUGGAGAAAGGACUGUCUCAAUCCCUCAAUCCCACAGAGGGUCACUGCUUUAGGACAAAUUCACAGUUGACAUGGGGACAGAGGGAUACAAACACAUACUCUCUCCCCCCUCCCUUUCUUUCUCGGUGUACAGUAAAAGGAGCCACCGGCAGAAAUAAAACCAUUACCCUCUGACCCCUGUGUAAAAAUAGCAGGGGCAGAAAUAGUCUGUGUGCUGGCAUGCUGCUUGGGUAAUUCCCGCUUCAGUUUUCCCCCUGAUGCAUGUCAUCUGCAAUGCACCUAGGGAAGCUGAUGGGACCAUACAUUCUCCCAAAACAUCUCAAUUACUAACUCCCUGAUGAGAAAUAUGGUAAUACAGAGAGACAAAUGUGAGCGCACACACACACACACACACACACACACACACACACACACACACACACACACACACACAGGCCAACUCCCUUAUGAGAAAUAUGCUGAUACAUUCACAGUGCAGAGAGAAAUUACCCUGGGAGAUAGACUCUCCUGCUCCAUAUUGUAUGGCUAAGAUUGGACAAGACUGGACAAGGACUAUCAUUAUACAAUGUCUUCAGAAAGUAUAACACCCCUUGACUUUUUCCACAUUUCGUUGUGUUACAAAGUGUGAUUAAAAUGGAUGUCAUAUGAACGAUCUACACAAAAUAACUCCGUAAUGUCAAUUGUGCGACAUUUGAUUGCACAACAUUUGCCAUUAUUCUUUUAAAAAAGCUCAUUUUCAUUUUCAGGUCACCAUUUUCAGGUCUUGCCAUACAUUUUCAAACAGAUUUAAGUCAAAACUGUAACUCGGCCACUCAGGAACAUUCACUGUCUUCUUGGUAAGCAACUCUAGUGUAGAUUUGGCCUUGUGUUUUAGGUUAUUGUCCUGCUGAAAGGUGAAUUAAUCUCCCAGUAUCUGGUGGAAAGCAGACAGAACCAGGUUUCCUCUAGGAUUUUGCCUGUGCUUAGCUCUAUUCCAUUUCUUUUUUGUCUACAAAAACUCUACAAGCAUACCCAUAACAUGAUGCAGCGAUCACCAUGCCUGAAAAUAUGGAGAGUGGUACUCAAUAAUGUGUUGUAUUGAAUUAACCCCAAACAAAACACUUUGCAUUCAGGACAAAAAGUGAAUUGCUUUGCCACAGAUUUUGCAGUAUUACUUUAGUGCCUUGUUCCAAACAGGAUGCAUAUUUUGGAAUAUUUUAUAAUCUAUACAGGCUUCCUUCUUUUCACUCUGUCAAUAAGUUAAGUAUUGUGGAGUAACUACAAUGUUGUUGAUCCAUCUUCAGUUUUCUCCUGCAGCCAUUAAACUCCGUAACUAUUUUAAAGUCACCAUUGACUGGCCUCAUGGUGAAAUCCCUGAGCUGUUUCCUUUCUCUCCGGCAACUAAUCCAUUUUAUAUUCAGCCUGUAACACAACAAAAUGUGGAAAAAGUCAAGGGGUGGGAAUACUUUCUGAAGUGUAUACAUAGUGUAUCAACAGCAAUAAGUGUUCUUUGGUGCAGAAGAUCUUACAGAUACACAGAAAUAUGUGGAUAUACAACAUAGUGUAUAAGCAGCAAUACAGUACAUUAUACAUUGGUGCAAAAGAAACAGACCGUACAUUGACUUUGGAAACAUCUAAAUGUUUGAUGUCAAAAGAAGACAACCACUUAUAUAAGUACUUUAAUAGGACAAUGAUUUAUUCUAUUUACUCAUAGACACUGCACCGGACUAAACAAUUGCAUUUUAUUUUUUUAAUAUCUUUUCAAUAAUUCAAAUACACGAGCUGUAACAGAUCAAAAGUAAUCGUCAUAUAAUUAUCAUUUUAAUUUCCUCAAUUUACAUAAUCUCAUGUACAAGACCUAAGUACACUCCUUCACCCCAAAAGUUUUUCACUUAGCCAUGGAAACUGAAAGACAGAGGCUGUGUCCCAAAUGAUACCCUACUCCCUAUAUAGUGCACUACUUUUGACCAGAGCCGUAUGGCCUUGUGUCAAAAGUAGUGCACUAUAUAGGGAAUAGGGUGCCAUUUGGGAUGCAGACAGAGACAACGCCUGUCCUUGUGCAACACUAAACUCAAAGUUCUCCAGCAAACGCAUGCAUUUUCUCAAAGAAUCCCUUUAGAAAAAUAUUAAGCUGGUUCUUAAAAUGCGGUGGAGCAGAAGGCUAACUAAAAUAAGACACUAGAACCUUCGGUGUAAAUGAUUUUUAAAAACGACUAAACCAUGAUGAUUUUUACUACACCAAAGAACAAUUUACAGCACAUGUGCACUAGCAACAGUUGUAAUUCUUUUUUUCUUUUUACAUGAAAAAAAAGACAGUUAUAAUUGUAUCAACAUCAUUUGAUAUUUUAAAAAAUAUGUAUUUGCGUUUCCCUAUUGCCCCCCUCCCACACUCUCUCCCUCUGAUACAAAGAAUAUCUUUACGAACAAACCAAAAAAUUGUUGCAUAUGUCACAUCAUAGUCAAGCAGUGAUGGUGGAGUGGACAGGUUUGGGGGCGGGACGGUGGGAAAGGGGCGGGGGUUGGAGCAGGGGGUGUGGCAUUCGCUUCAGCAGUCUCAAGAGCCACGUUCAGUUCACCGACGUCAGCCAUCUUGGAAAACGUAAAAGCGUAAAGAAAAUAUCCAUCGUCAUUAGGAAAACGACAAGUUCUCAAUUAAACCUCCCGAGAUCUCACAGCCGAGAAAUAGAAUAUCAUUAAAUCAGCUCGCUGGAUAUUAAAGUGUCAUUCAAUGCAUUUGCACUGAUUUCGUUGUACUGAUUUGGAAUGGUUACAGGACUCCAUCCCCGCCAAGCGCUGAGAGUGUUCUAGCUACGGUGAUAGUUGAGCUAUCAGUCACGACAAGACAGAAUUAUCAUAGAGUGUCAAACCCCAACAGCUCAAUAAACACUUUCAGUCAGUCAUGUUUGAUAGACUGGUACAGGAGUUUUCUUUACACUUUGAAUUUCAUUUUCCAUAACAAACCCCCAUUUGUUGGUAAAGUAUGGAGGCUUGUGUGGUACAAAUCAGGAACAAAACAAACGUCAUACUGUCUGUAGCAAACCAACAUGCACUUCAAAUGAACAGAGACCUUCAAAAUAAAAGUCUAAUCACAGUUUUAUCCCCAUAUUCAGAAGAAAAUCAUCUUUGUAUCAAAAUGGAAUGGACUCAAAUAUCAGUGUGUUCAUAUAAGACCACUUCUUCUCCCCUCAGUCAAUCUGCUUUAGCAUGUCCACGCUGCAUAAAACAAGACAAAACACAACAUUGCAGUUUGGAUAAAUUCAUCAAUGUAUCUAUAAAAACCUCAAUAAACCCUCAAUAAAAGUAACAAUAAACCCAUUUUCAAGGUCAGGCAUCAUGUGGGUGCUGCUUUGAACGAUAAACCACGACAAAUGAAGUAGUCAACUCUGGUGGAGAGAGGAGGAUAGUUUCAAAAUGGCAGCAAAGGUAUUCAGUAUUCACAAUGGCCAUUCGGUUAGAGAGGACAGGACGGACAGGAGAGGAACAAUCAUCUCUUUCAUACAAGUAGGUACAUAAGUAAGUCAGCUCUGAGAGAAAGGGCGAGUGUGAUAUGCUAGAUCACCAAUAUAUACAGCACACACACCGAGGACUCAACCCUUAUUGCUCAUGCUAAUGUCACACAUACACAUACAGGGGAGAGCAAUGGGGUCAUGCGCACACACACGCACACACACAUGCACAGAGCCCUGCCCACGCACACAGUAGCCCUCCCUAUUUAUUUUACUAUGCUUGUGGGGACCAAACCACUGAUUCCCACUCAAAAUCCUAUUUCCCCUAACUCCUAACCCUAACCUUAACACUGAUUUGCAAUAUACAGACAGAGCAGAAAGUUGCAAUAAGCCUGUGCAACCCAAGGUUUGAUACCAGCACAAACAGAAACCCUCUUAAACCUAACCUUAACCUGAACCCUGACCCUAAAUGUAAUCCUAAACCCAAACCUAACCUUAACCUGAACCCUAACCCUAUAUGUAAUCCUAAACACAAACCUAACCAUAACCUGAACCCUGACCCUAAAUGUAAUCCUAAACCCAAACCUAACCUUAACCUGAACCCUGACCCUAAAUGUAAUCCUAAACCCAAACCUAACCCCUGAAAAUUCCUUUUUCCUUGUAUGGAUCGGCUAAAUGUUUCCACUUGUCCGAAUGUUCCUUGUUUUACUAUCCUUGUGUGGACUUCUGGUCCCCACAAGAAUAGUAAAACCAAAAACACACACACACAGGCACACACAAAAUCCUAACCCCAAAACGUAAACCUAACCCUUAAGCCUAAAAUAGCAUUUUUAGCAAAUUCAGGACAUUUAACAAAGUCCAGACUGUUCAGAAAUGUCCUUGUUUUCCUACCUUAUCAGGCCAUUCUGGUGAAUUGUUAGGACAUUAUGAUCCUGAUAAGGUUGGAAACCAUGUACACACACACCCACACACUUUUCAGGACGUUUGGGGGAGUAAAAAUGUAUUCCAAAUCAAAAUCCUAUUUUCCCUAACCCCUAACCUAACCAUAACCCUCAUUCAGAGUAUGUGAGCGGAGUUUAGCGGCAGGAAAUCCUGUUUAUCGCUCAUGCAAAUAAAUCGAAUCCGAGUCACUGAGUCAAGAGGGGGUGUCCGAGACUGGGAGGGUGACAAGAGGUUUCCGAGACCGAGUCAAGACCGAGACCAGUAAAAUGCGAGUCCAAUUCAAGACCAUGAUUGUAAUUUUGUCAAAUCACCACAAUAACAAGAAUUCAAAAUGUCCAGUAUUUCUGUGUUCAUAUUUCAGAACAACAUUUGGAUUCUUUAGGCAUUCAGAAUAGUGAAGAAAUGCAUGCUGAGGAAAAUAGAGCCACUCUACAAAUAUUACUAACCCAAACACAGUGGGGAACAAUGGGCCUUCUAAGCCUUUAGACAAGGGCUAAGGAUUUAUAAAAUAAUGAUUAUAAUAAUAUAAUAAUAAUGAUAAUUAUAUUAUUAUUUUCAAUGAUGUUCUGAUUUGUUCUGAAGGAAAGGGUUAACACUGAAGAGAAAAAAAUAUCCAAUCAGGAUUUUCUUUGCUGGUCUCUGGGGAGAUAAAUCUAGCUGGAUAAGUCAGCCAUUGGCAAGUCCAUCAGAAGCUAGGUGAAGGCAUCUGCCAUUCAACUGUAUUUGGGCAAAAUAUUGGAGUGACUGUGGAAUCAACCAAUCACAUUUAGACUUAAUGGGUGGGACCGCUUUUCCAAAAUGUAUGGAAACUUCUGCCUUCUUGAAGGCCCAACAGGUCACUGCGCAUUAGCGAGCAGUAGUUUUCCCACAGUCUAGCUAGCAUUUGUUGUUGGCUAGUUUGCAGCAGCUGCAGCAGGUGUUAUCAAGGAGGCUAGUUUGCUAAUUUGUUAGCUUCUCUCUUUUCAAGAAUAACUGUCAACAAGAAGCUGUGUUUCAAAUGAUCAUCAUCUGGUGAGUGGAACUGUGUUUUUUAUUGCAGCGUGUUUGUGGUGUUAGCCAUCUCUUUGAAAAUAACUUGGGUGUGCGAAACAUUGUUGCAUUUAAAGUGGAGCUUACAGCAUUUUAGCAACAUGACAUCUUAUUCAAAUCUGUUCAUCUACAUACACCCUCAGGAAGAAUGACACUUUUUAAAAAACAUUUUCUGACAAGCGAUCACAUUUUCAUAAAUUAUGUAUACUAAGGCAUUUUUGAAAAUUCUAUAGCAAUAUAGAGUGGGAAAGUGGCCGUGCAUUUGGACAAUGCAGUAAAUAAAAAGGAAAUAAAAACAUCUGUCCUGUCCAGGACCGGAGUCUACACAGACCGGUGCACUAUAGUCAAUCAGAGCUACAGUAGGCUUUUAAACAAACAAGCCAUUUGUCACAUGGGCCUGCCAUCAUUCACUUUGAACUGGACUGUGUGUUUACAGGAAGUUGCAACAGCGUGACUUUAGAUCAUUAGAACGCAUUCACCAAAAGCCACAAAAUUGUAGCAUCCUCGUCCUUCUACAGCUUGUCUGCCAAUGCAUGCUUGUCCCAACCAAGCACCAAAGCUAACUGGUUAAAGUUGGCUAGCUUGAUAGCUAGCUACUUCCAAACACAAAUGAGAGAACACCUCACUCUGACCAUUUUACUCACAGUAGCAGAGCUAGUUAGGCUUUUUACAUUUUAUCUAGAGCGUUCUUGACUAACUCUUACUUUUUUUGUCUACAUUUACUGAUACUGGUCAUAUUCAGCGGGUGUUGCACAUUCGUAAAUUCAUCAGUUGUUCUGCGCUCUGGCACACUCAGGCGAGAGCUCUCUAAUAUUGGAGUAGAUAGCCAGAGUGAAUUUGUGAACGCAAGAGAUAUGCUAACUGGGUAACACUCAUUCAAGUUCUUGCUAGCUAACCAAAUGACACCUGCAUCUCUAGCUGUGUGUAGCCACCGAUAUGAGGGGAAAAAAGUCAGUCACUCACCCACUCCUCCAAUGGCAUGACAUCCCGCUAGCAGCUAGCUAUCUAGCUAACUUUAGCUUCCGUGUUUUUAGCCUGCUACAUACAUAGAUAUGCUAGCCUAUUAGCCACUUUAUGACUGACUUGUGACCAUUGCCCUUGCUGGUUUGAUUGUAUUGACAUUCCCAGAGUUACAUUCGUCCAUUUUUGUCCAGAAUAUUGAGUCUUUGAAAUUGAAACAGUGCAUCCCGAAUUGGGGUGGUGCGGUGGGAAAGGGGUGGGGGUUGGAGCGAACAAUGUCCCAGGCCAGCUGUGAUUUACAACCUGACAGCAAUAUGUUUUGGACAACCAAGAAAUGUAUUGGUGAAUUAUAUUAAUCAUGCAUUGUACUGCAUCCAUCUAUUCUACCAACAAUGCCUUACUCUAUGUCAUGGAAUGUUGAGUCAUUUAAACUAUUAAAAAAAAUAUCAUAUGAAGUUGGUUUUGUAGCAUAAACUAUUUUUGACUGAUAUUAUGAUUGUCUGUUUGUUUUAUAUCUGCAAAGUAGUUAAAACGCUGUCAGUUCCACUUUACACUUUAGGUCACCGGUGCUAAACGUGAAAUGUUUUUUUGCAAUGGGAGGUAAUAGUUGUACAUUUUGAUUGGGAAAUGCUUAAUGGUUGUGUUUUUGUAUUCUUAUAAUUGGGAACUAAUGUUUUAUUAUGUCCAAGUUUAUUGACUACUUAUCCUUUAACGUCAUGCUGUGUGUGACUGCUGUCCUUCCAUCAGCCCUAUGCAGUGGUGUGGUGGUGCCUGGAGAAGUGGGCAUACUCACAUUUUGCUAAAAAAGUUCCCAAACGGCACGCCUAGCGAAGGAAAGGCACCUGUGUGAAAAACCCUGUUUCCUACGUUUUUUAAAAUGAGUUUCCCAUAAAUUUAUCAGAUUUUCACUCUCAAAAUCACACCUAUUUAAAAAAAAUAGAAAAUAUACUAAAAUGUGAUGUUCUAAGUCUACAACAAUGCUUCAACCACAUCAAUCUGAUUGGGUGGGCCUGUCAGGGCCUGGCUCCCCAUUGGGUGGGCCUCUGUCCACCCAGGCUCAUCCAUGUCUAGCCUACUAACCAACACUUUGGAUUAAACUUUUUUCAAUACCUGGUUUGCA